CGUCGCCGCCGCCGCCGCCGCUGCCGCCGCCCGGCCGAUGCGCCCGGAGCCAUGGACAAGAUCCUGGAGGGGUUGGUGAGCUCGUCGCACCCGCUGCCGCUGAAGCGGGUGAUCGUGCGGCGCGUGGUGGAGUCGGCGGAGACGCCGCUGAGCCAGGCGCAGUGCCGCGCCAUGUUCGCGCUCGGCACCCGGCUAGUGCUGCAGGGCCCCGACCCCUUCCAGCGCCAGGUGGGCAGGCAGGUGCUGGACGCCUACGGCCGCUUCCACCGCGCCGAGUUCGAGGCGUUCUUCAACCGCGGGCUCGUCCUGGGCCUCCUGCAGCGCGGCUACGGCGAGCUGAGCAACCGCGACCCCGCCAUCCUCGACUACAUCCAGGCGGGGCUGCGCCUCAUCAUGAGCUGCCCCUCGGUGCUGGAGCUCUUCGAGCUGCUGCAGGUGGAGGCGCUGCGCCUGGUGUGCGAGCGCCCGGCGCCGCCGCUCUGCGCCCGCCUCUGCCAGCUCCUGGGGGACUUCCCGCAGUGCCUGCCCCGCGGCAGGAAGCUCUCGCUCGCCUUCUGCCAGCAGCUGGUGCGCAGCAUCGCGCACUUCCAGAGCCAGGGCACCCGGGAGGCCGAGCUGCGCCUCUACGUGUCGCAGGUGACGCAGGUUAGCGCGCUGCUGCGGAGCGUCUGGAAGGCAGAGCCCGACACGCUGCUGCCCUCCCUGCAGGAGCUCUUCGCCGUCAUCUCCGCCGCCGAUACUUCCUUCGAACCUUCUGUUGCACUGGCAAGUCUUGUGCAGCACAUACCACUACAGAUGAUUACAGUACUCAUCAGGAGCCUUACCACAGAUCCAAAUGUGAAAGAUGCAAGUAUGACUCAAGCUCUGUGCAGAAUGAUUGACUGGUUAUCCUGGCCUCUGGCUCAGCAUGUGGAAACAUGGGUGAUUGCACUGCUGAAAGGAUUGGCUGCAGUCCAGAAAUUUACCAUCCUCAUUGAUGUCACUCUGCUUAAGAUCGAAUUGGUCUUUAAUCGACUUUGGUUUCCUCUAGUGAGGCCUGGUGCCCUUGCUGUCCUUUCGCACAUGUUACUUAGUUUUCAGCAUUCUCCAGAAGCUUUUCAUUUGAUUGUCCCACACGUGGUCAGUUUGGUUCACUCCUUCAAAAGGGAUGGCUUGCCUUCCAGUAGAGCCUUUCUGUUGCAGUUGUCUGAGUUGAUACACUGUAUGAUGUAUCAUUAUUCAGGAUUUCCAGAGCUCUAUGAACCCAUUCUGGAAGCUAUUAAGGAUAUGCCCAAACCCACUGAAGAGAAGAUUAAGAUGAUUCUCAGUCAGAGUGCUUGGACUUCUCAAUCCAGUUCUUUGCCAUCUUGUUUAUCUAGACUUUCUGGAAAAUCUGAAACUGGGAAGACAGGUCUAAUAAAUUUAGGAAAUACUUGCUACAUGAACAGUGUUAUUCAGGCACUUUUUAUGGCUACAGAUUUCAGAAGACAUGUUUUAUCUCUGAAUCUAAAUGGCUGUAAUUCACUAAUGAGAAAAUUACAGCAUCUUUUUGCAUUUUUGGCCCAUACACAGAGGGAGGCAUAUGCUCCUAGGAUUUUCUUUGAAGCUUCCAGGCCACCAUGGUUCACCCCUCGAUCCCAGCAGGAUUGCUCUGAAUACCUCAGAUUCCUGCUAGACAGACUGCAUGAAGAAGAGAAAACUUUGAAAGCAUUGUCUUCAGCAAAGCGUUCUGAAAGUAUAAUGAAUGAAGAGUCCCAGGCACAAGAAGCUGUCCAAAAAACACAAGUAUUUGCUGAAGCACCUUGUAUGGGAAGUGAAGAAAGAACUCUGAUAGAGAAGAUGUUUGGAGGAAAAUUGAAGACUACCAUAUGCUGUUUGAACUGCAAGAGUAUGUCUCAAAAGGAAGAGGCUUUCACAGAUCUCUCUCUGGCUUUCUGUCCUCCAACUUCCUUGGAGAAUGGCCCAAAAUGUAUGGAACAUUCUGAAGUGAAAGAUGACUACAUGGUGCAAACUAAUACUUUGGCAACCAGUCCUGCUGCAGAAACACCUCUCAAUAAUUUGGAUGUAAAUAGUGGAUGUGACACGAUAAUGAAUGAAGGAACCAUAGAAGAUUUUUCUACUGAGCCGAACUCUGAGAACACCACAAUUUCUGAACUCAAGCAAGUUCAGACUAAUAGGGAUAUGUCUCAGACUCUAGUAGGUAAAAGCACCCUGUCGGUUACAGACUUACUCAAUUAUUUUCUGGCACCUGAGAUCCUUAGUGGAGACAAUAAGUAUUAUUGUGAAAAGUGUGCCUCUCUACAGAAUGCUGAGAAAACUAUGCAAAUCAUUGAGGAACCUGAAUACCUCAUUCUCACUCUUUUGAGAUUUUCAUAUGAUCCAAAGUGUCAUAUAAGGCGUAAAAUCUUGGACAAUGUGUCUCUACCACUUGUUUUGGAACUGCCAGUCAAAAGCCUAACAUCCCCUCUAGCAGUAGUUCCAGGAGGUUGGUCUGUUGGUGUGGAGAUUUCUGAUACUGGAGAAAAUCUUGCUAAAAAACUGAAGCCCUCAGGUGCUGAUGAAGUGACCUGCACACAACUGGUGCCCUACGUGCUAAGUUCUGUGGUAGUGCACUCUGGUGUAUCCUCUGAAAGCGGACAUUACUAUUCCUAUGCUAGAAAUGUUUCUGGGUCAGGGCCUUCAGGGCUCUGCCACCAGUCUACAGCUCUUUCUUUAGUUUCUCCUCAGGAUAAGUUGUUGACAGAGGAGAGUCCUUGUACUGUCGUAGAAAAUGAGCUGGACACUGAGAUGUCAAGAGAAUGGUUUCUGUUCAAUGACAGCAGAGUGACAUUUACCUCAUUUCAGUCAGUCCAGAAAAUCACCAGUAGAUUUCCGAAGGACACUGCUUAUGUUCUGUUCUACAAAAAGCAAAAUAGCACCUGUGGCUUCAGCAGCAAUCCGGCAAAUGGACUCUGGGUAAAUGGAGACCCUCCUCUACAAAAGGACCUCAUGGAUGCAAUUACAAAAGAUAACAAACUGUACUUGCAGGAGCAAGAGCUUAGUGCUCGAACACAAGCACUUCAAGCUGCCUCAGCCUCGUGCUCUUUCCGACCCAAUGGAUUCGAUGACAACGACCCCCCUGGAAGUUGUGGGCCCACAGGUGGAGGAGGGGGUGGGUUCAGUACCAUUGGUAGAUUAGUCUUUUGACUACGAAGACAACCUGGAAUACACUGGUUCUGAAGCAGCCCAGUACUGCUGAGGGCAAAUAAAAUAUUGAACUUUGUCAGAUAUUGUACCAAUUUUUGAGACUUGAUCUUCGUUGAAAAGCAGAUGUUGGUGGGUUUUUUUUGGUUAUGUUUUAUUUGAAACAAAUAAGCGCAUAAUGGAGAAAAACUACCUCUUAAAAAUUCAGUUGCUUUCAUAGUAAGAUAUGCUUGCCCAAAAGAGAGAAAAUUAAGAUUUUUAAAGUAGUUGCUAAUGACAUUGCAUUAAACUGAACAAAUGCACUUACAUCAGUUUCUCUUGUCCUCAUCCACUGAAUGAAGAAAGUUCAUUUUUUACUCUGAUGGUAUUGCUUUAUGUGGAAACUCAUUUUCACAUGGGCUAAACUGCGUCAUGUAGUCUCUCCCCCCCAGCUUUAUGGAUUUUCAGAGAUGAUGCAAUUUAUAAUGAAGGCAAUAACUUUAAUGUGACAUGAUACAGUACUUUCCAGGUUAAAAAUUAUUCAGUCUAUUUCCAGUGUAAAUGAAAAGAAGAUAAAAUAAUUUAUACAUAUUUGCUAAGUUGUUAUCCAAAAAAGUGCAUGUUGUGUAGGAACAAUGUUUUUUAAAUAGAAACUGUUGACUUUGUAGCAUUUUUAAUUGUUUUGAAGAUUUUAAAAUUAUUUCAGGGAAUAUAUCUGCUGUGUUGGAAAGGAAGAGAUUCUGUAUGUGCCUUGCAGUACUGUAACUUAAAACAAACUUUCUGAGGCUGCAGAAAAUGAGAAAAGUGUGUUACUAGUCAAUUAUUUUUUGUCAGUAUUAGAAAUCAAGACAUAUAUAGAAAGCUUUUAAGUUUUCAGAAGUAAAAAUCUGCUAGUUGGAAAUGCAUUAAGUGUUGCCCUUUAUUUUUUGAUUUUAAAAAAAAUUAUAUACCUAGUGAUCUCUAACUUUCAUGGCCUGCACUGCUAAGAAAAAACUGGUCAUAAAUACAAAGCAGUGUUUGUGAAGUCGCAGAAAGGCUGCCUGUAUUGAUCUUUGCUGAGGAGCUGUGCUUCUAAGAGUCCUUUGAAGUCUUGCCUUCAGGUUUUGCUUGUAGUGAGAAGUUUCUGGUGAGUUCAGGAUUUUUUUUUUUUUUUCUAUCUGCAGAAGCCCCAAAAUGAUUCUGCCUAUGGAGCAGUGUUUGCUUGCUCAUUAGACCAGCAGAGAUGGAGGAUCCACCCUUUUAAGUCUUGGCAGAAAUAACAACUUUGUUUUUUAUGUGCAAUGAGGAUAACAGAAGCAAAGGAGUUAUACUGUCAAACCUGGUGAUUAAUUCUUAACUUGAAUAAUCUUAGAGUGAAGUGUAAAUUUCUUUAAAGUAUUUUUACAAACUUCUGCACUGUUUUGCUGUGGUUUUUAUAUUCUACUAGGUGAGAAGGUAUGUCCUUAAAAAGCAUGCAGACCUGGCAGGUUUUAGCUUAACUAUACAAAAAUAAAUUUCUUAGAAAAUGCUUUAAAAAGCAUAAAAUAAGUUGGGAAACUGAAAUCUUGUUUGUAUGAUUCUAAAAAUAUGGAGUUUAGUCUGAAAGGUAACUUAGCUUGCAAGCUAUUUUUAUAUUAUCACUAAAACGAUGCUAUUUACUCUACUGUAGGUUCAUAUGUUACUGCUCAACAAAGCCAGAGCAGCUCGCUUUGAUUUUUUUAAUACUUUCCAAGCUUUGUUGUGACAGUUUGUGAUACCUUGGCUUUGACCUACGCUUUUUGUUGCUAUCUCAGUUGUAGGUCUCUGAACCAGGGGUUCAUCUGUGGAAAUGUAGAAUGUUUUGAGUCCAGCAUGAGGAACGUUUUCAUUUCGUUGUACUUGGACGAGGUUUUCUUGAAAGCUUACUUUGCCUUGAAAUUCUUUCAGUCUGAGAGGCUUUUUUAUUGCCUUUUAGGCUCCUCUGCCAGUUAACUCUGGUUUUAAAAUGUUUUAUAUGACAGGUUAAUUUGACUUUCCUCUCCCAGAUUGUGAGGACACACUAAAAAGCUGUCUAUUGUUUGCAUUACAAUGGGAGUAUUUUGUCUCUCUUUCAAUUUACUGUUCAUUUUAAAACACUAUGAAGUAGAAGCAGGGGCAAGUGGUUUUACUCUAUAUGAAAUCAUGAUUUUGUAAAGGUCAGUUUUGUUUUUAUGUUCUCACAGUAAAAAUAUAAAUUAUGUAGCCUACCUAAAAAUAACAUGCAGAAUGAGUUUGUAUACCUGUUGUACUAUAUUUAUUUCAUGAGCUCUUAGAAGGCUUUCUACACCCUUGUUUGCCUGUCCUAAAUUAGGUGUUAAAUAUGGAAAAUUUAUAUGAGAGUAAUGUCAAUCAGGUUGGAUCUGUUUAGGUACAAAAUGAUGGGUGUCUCAAACUGAAAACAACUUCUUUCUUUCCCCUUGUUGACUUUUGUUGAUGGAGUUACUUGGGGUUUUACAAGUAGAUUCUAAAACUCAGAAUACCUACUUGCAAGUCUGUUUGCUGACCUGACAGCCGUCGUACUGGCUGAUUAGUCAGACCUAACUUGGAAGGUUUCAAUAAACUUGGUGGAAGUGGAGAAGUAUUUCAUGCUCUGGAAUGUACACCUUUUUUCGUUGUUGACAGUAAUGGUGUUGCAUGCCUCUAUCUUCUGGACAUAAUAUGAGAGAACUAUGUACAUAUGGUACUUUGAUUUCUGUUGCCUGUGAAUGAAUGCUGGAUGGUUUGUUUAUUGACCUUUUUGGCUCCAUUCCUAAUUUGUUUUCUAAAUUGAAUCCGUAGAAAGAUAUGAAAUACAUAAGACUGUUUCUGAA
Empidonax traillii (willow flycatcher) is the source of this 5948-nucleotide messenger RNA. It is a transcript of the gene USP38, whose product is annotated as ubiquitin specific peptidase 38. The transcript is spliced from 10 exons. Bases 52 to 3165 code for a protein of 1037 amino acids. The record is from RefSeq and is a predicted model, not a curated record. Lineage: Eukaryota; Metazoa; Chordata; Aves; Passeriformes; Tyrannidae. Gene Ontology annotation, biological process: protein deubiquitination; ubiquitin-dependent protein catabolic process. Gene Ontology annotation, molecular function: cysteine-type endopeptidase activity; cysteine-type deubiquitinase activity. Gene Ontology annotation, cellular component: nucleus; cytosol.